Messenger RNA from Clonostachys rhizophaga, 3996 nucleotides. NCBI's taxonomy places the organism in Eukaryota, Fungi, Ascomycota, Sordariomycetes, Hypocreales, Bionectriaceae. The record is from the annotation of a GenBank genome assembly.
AUGCCAGAUUUCAAGAUAGGGCAGAAGGUCAAGCUCCAGGAUGACCGCAGAGCCACUGUCCGUUUUGUGGGCCAGACCAGCUUCCAGGUCGGAGAAUGGAUCGGUGUUCAGCUCGAGGAGAAGACGGGGAAGAACGACGGCAGCGUCCAGGGCCAGCGGUACUUCGACUGCCCCAUGGGCUACGGCAUGUUCGUGAAGCCCAUGAUGGCCACCAUCAUCGAGCCCCAGCCCGCCGCCGCCGCGAAGCCUGCAGCUCGGAAGCCUGGUGGUCGGCCCAGCAGCUUCAACCCGGCCGCGGGGAGGAUUUCCACUAGUGGUGAUGCUGGCUUGACUAGAAGGAGGAGCCUGAAUGCCCCGAGUCCGAGCCCGGUGCCUAAGACGUCCCGGCCGUCGAGCAUGGUCAGGUCUCCUACGAAAUCCCCGACGAAGCAGCUCAGCGGCCCGCCGAGCGCAUCCACAUCUCGCACCGGCACCCCAUCGAAUGCCCGCACGACCUCGGCUGCAUCGAGAUCUCGCCCGUCCGUGGGAGCAACGAGGACGUCUAUGGGACCCCCCGCUGUACCGGCGUCUCGCACUGCCCGCGCAGUAUCUUCUGGAGCCCCCGCCCGCACAACAACCACCGGCCUGACCAGAACCGCCAGCGGACGCACGUCUCUCGCGGGGCAACGCACGACGUCGAGGACGGAGCAGAACAGGAGACCCUCUGGCGACUCGCAGGCUGGGAGAGACAGCGGGCGGGAAGAUGAGACGGGGGCCAUGUCCCCCCUUAAGACGGAGAUUCUUUCGCCCCAGCCAAGGAGCCCCGUGGCUGCCAGAUCCAACGCCGUCGAGCGGCUUACUGCUGCCACGGCAGGUCCAUCGGCGGCGUCAGGAGCAAGGAGAGUGAGCUCAACGGUGGGCGCCCCGCGCGCCACCGGGAGCGUCGCAGCGGCAAACAGAGAAAUAGAGGAUCUGAAAUCGAAGAUCAAGGUGCUGGAAAGGAAACGGAUCGAAGACCGGGACAAGUUAAAGCAGCUCGAGCAGAUUCAGGGCGAGAGAGACAAGUAUGAGAGUGUGGUGCAGAAGCUGCAGCAAAAGUACCAGCCUUUGCAAGAGGAGAACAAUGAGCUACGGAAAAUGAUGAAGGAGGCAGAGGCAAAAUUCGAGUCCGUGGAGGAGAUGCAGGCCGAGCACGAGUCUCAGCUCGAGCUUGCUGCUCUCGACCGGGAAAUGGCAGAGGAAAUUGCUGAGGUGCUCAAGGGCGACUUAGAGGCUCUCAAGCUGAAGACGGAAGAAUUAGAGCUCGAAGUCGAGGUACUCCGCGAGGAGAACGAAGAAUUCCAGAACGGAAUGAGCCCCGAGGAACGUGCCGGUGCUGGAUGGCUUCAGAUGGAACGAACCAACGAUCGAUUGCGCGAGGCUCUUCUCAGGCUCAGAGACAUUACGCAGGAGUCAGAGGAACAGCUCAAGCAGCAGAUUGCCGGGCUUGAGGAUGAGCUGAGGGAACUGACGUCGAUUAAGGAGAUCCACGAGGCAACCGCCGAGAAAUUGACUAACAGCGAGGCGGUUGUUGAGGACCUUCGCCAACAGCUUGACAAUGCCCUUGGGGCCGAGGAUAUCAUCGAGGACCUCAGUGAGCGAAACAUGAGUCUUUCGGAGCAAGUCAAGGAGCUUCAGGCAGUGGUGGACGACCUUGAAAGCCUCAAGGAGAUUAGCGACGAGCUCGAAGCGAACCAUGUUCAGAAUGAGAAGGAGCUUCAGGAGGAAGUUGAUUUCCGAGACGCCAUUAUUGCAGAGCAAGCCCGUCGGUCUGCUGAGCAAGACCAGAAUCUUGGCGAUCUUGAAUACACUUUGUCUCGAUUCCGCGAGCUCGUUACAAACUUGCAAACCGACCUGGCAGAUAUGCGCGCAUCCCAGGCGGUUACAGAGGGCGAAUCCGAGAAGCUCAAUGACCGCUCUCGCGCCAUGAUGGAUCUCAACAUGAAGCUCCAGAUAUCUGCUGCCAAGGCGCAGGCCAAGACUAUUGACCUGGAGUUGCGACGACUCGAGGCACAGGAGGCAGAGCAGCACCUUGAAAUCGUCAAGCUCUUCUUGCCGGAUACCUACAAGGAAGACAAGGACUCCGUGCUGGCUCUUCUCCGUUUCAAGCGGUUGGCCUUCAAGGCAAGCCUCCUCAACGGCUUUAUCAAGGAGCGUGUCAACGGCAAGCCCGAUCCCGGCCAUGAAGACGACACCAUUGCUGGCUGCGAUGCUCUUGAUAAGCUGGUCUGGGUCUCUUCUACGUGCGAUCGCUUUGUCAACAAUAUCAGCCAUUGCUCCAUUGAGCAGUUCACCAGGUACCAGAACGCUCUUCAUGAGCUGGAGCCAGUAGAGCGGGCUCUCAACUCAUGGAUCGAUGGCCUUCGUCGCGAUGAGCUCAAGGUGCAGAAGUGUGCCGAUGAGCUUCACCGCACCAUGGCUCUCAUGACGCACCUGGCUGAGGUCCAUAUCGUCGACGAGCUGCCGAGCUUUGCGGACGAAUUACAUACCAAGUCUCUUGUCAUCCAGAGCCACCUCGAAUCCGCCGCCGUGGUAUUCACUACCGUGAGGGACAUGGCGCAGAGGGCUGUGCCUUCAGAAGGAGAGGAGAACGAGCUGGCCCAGCACUUUGCUAAGAGGACAGACCUGGUGAUCACACAGACCAGAGGCACCAAGGUCAUCGCUGGCAAGAUUGUGAGAGCUCUUGAGGAACUCAAGGAUCGAUCACUUUCGCUGCUGCCAGAGACCAGAGAGGCGUUUGAGCAAUGUGAGUCGAUGACUGAGGAACUUGCAGGCCUCGCUCGCCAGAUUGGUGUUGGUGUCCACGGCCUCCUCACCAAGGACGAGUCGCGGUCGGAACCAUUUACCUACAUCGAGAUCCAAGAAGCCAUCCAGAAGACAGUCCUGGCGGCAGUGUCGGCGAACGAGUCCGAUACCUUCUCAGAGUACCUCAACAAGCUUCGCAUUGCCAGCGGCCAAAUCUCGGACUUGGCAGCCGUCGCGACCGAUCUCGACCAGGCACAAGAGUUCGAUGUCAGCCCUGCUCCUUGGCGUUUGCGAUCCGAGGAGCUCAAGAACCUCAGGACGGUGCCCGUCGAUGCCGAAGAGGAGCUCAGGAAAGUUAAGGAGGAGCACCAGGAGGCCCGACGCGCCAUCGCCCUACGUGACGAGCAUCUCAGCACGGCAAGCGUCAAGAUUGAGACGCUUGAAGCUAGAAUGCGUGAUGCCCAAGCCAACAUUGACCGCAUCAGCAACCUGCAGGUCGAGCUCGAGGCCUCGGGAGAGCAAGUCUCAAGCCUCAAGGAGGACAUUGAGAAGCAAGACAGGGAGCUCAGAAGCCUGGAGGCCGAGCGCGACAAGUGGAAGAAGAUUGCCAGCGACAGCCAGGCCUUUGCAGACGGCGCCGACGCGGCAGGGGCCAAGGCUGGCCAGGAGCGUGCUCACGCCAAUGCCAAGGAGGUGGACACCCUCAAGAAGAACAUCGAGAGCCUGCAAUCUGCUAUCAGGUACCUGCGUGAGGAUAGCCGCCGCGCCCGCAUGACGGAGCAGCCCAAGCUCGACUGGUUGGCAGAGCCUCUGGUGAAGCCGGCCCGGGUGGCGGACCAGCGCAAGGCCCUGGUCGCCUCGGAGGGCAAGGAUGUCCUCGGCGAGCUGGUCAAGAUGACCUCUACCGCCACGCUGUUCGACUUCAAGUCCCUGCCCAAGGACAAGAUGGCAUGGAGGCCGGCGAGAUCGACGCCCCAGUACCACGCAGCCAAGCAAUUGGAAGACUACGAGGCCUGGAAGAGCUGGCAAGAUGCCGUGGUGAGGAAGGCGGGGAUGCUCAAGUCCGGGAGCGAGAGGAAGGCCGAUUCCGCCCAGCGCAAGCCCGCGGCGCUCCUGCAGAUCAGGCUGCCAGAUUCAGACGGCAAGAAGAUGACGAACGGCGCUCGGGGUGGUGUGCACAUUGUAGGAUCACGAGAGUGGGAGGCUUUACAGAGUCGAGUCACAGUUGUAUGA